Messenger RNA from Fusarium venenatum, 1191 nucleotides. The record is from RefSeq and is a predicted model, not a curated record. Lineage: Eukaryota; Fungi; Ascomycota; Sordariomycetes; Hypocreales; Nectriaceae.
AUGUCGAGUCAAGUAUCUUCAUCCAGCACUCAUAAAGAGAAGGAGGUUAAUAAUGUUUCUUCUACCAAGCCAGAGUUAAGCGAUAUCAUCAAUCUUCACGACUUUGAAUGUGUAGCCAGCCAAACACUGCCAGAAAAGUCUUGGGCCUAUAUCAGCAGCGGGUCUAAUGACAAUAUCACGCGCGACGCCAACCUUGCCAUAUUGAAGAAGAUAUGGCUCCGUCCAGCCGUUAUGCGAAACGUCCAGCACGUCAACACCAAAACAACUCUUUUUGGCUGUCAGUUAGAUCUGCCUAUCUUCAUUGCGCCUACUGGCGCAGUAAGAACAGCUGGCCCUGAUGGCGAGCUCGCGUUGGCAAGAGCAGCGUCUAGUAGUGGGAUCAUCCAAUGCAUUGCAACCCCUGCAUCGUAUCCACAUCAAGAGAUCCUCAACGCCACUACUGAACAUGCCUUCUUCCAGAUCUACGUCAACAAGGCUCGUGUAGAAACAGAGAGGGUGCUCCGCCUAGGCAUUGCUACGGGUAAAGUGAAGGCCAUAUUUGUUACAGCAGAUCUACCAGUCGUGUCCAAGCGUGAGGCUGAUGAGCGUGUUAAAUCGAAUGCGAAUGCAGGGGACGCCAAGGGUGCGGGGCUUGCUCGGCAAACAGGUGCUUUCAUCGACCCCUCGUUGAAUUGGGACGAUAUUUCCUGGAUCCGGAGCAUCACAAACCUUCCCAUUGUGGUCAAGGGAAUUCAGCGUUGGGAAGAUGCAAAGCUGGCCAUGCGACAUGGGUGCCAGGGCAUCAUAUUGAGUAACCAUGGUGGACGAGCUGCCGACAAUGCGCUACCUGCGAUAAUUACCCUACUGGAACUUCAUGUUCAUUGCCCAGAGGUCUUUGGAAAUCUGGAGAUUCUGGUGGAUGGCGGUUUCCGUAGAGGAUCAGAUAUUGUCAAGGCUAUCUGUCUGGGCGCCUCUGCGGUUGGACUUGGCAGACCAUUCAUGUAUGCCGUCAACUACGGACAAUUGGGCGUAGAGCACGCUGUUAACAUUUUACGCGACGAGAUAGAGACCACAAUGCGAUUGUGUGGUAUUAAGAAUUUGAUGCAGGACUCGGACCCAAGCUGCCUCAACACAGCUGAGGUGGAUCAUCUAGUUUACAAACCGAAUCAUAUGUAUAUGAGUAAGGGGUUAAAGAAUCAGUCUCGUCUUUAA